UCUUCCGGUCCCUCCAGCUGUUCAUUGUUGCUGGCGGAGCGGCUGUAUGUGGGCUGGCUGAAAUAACCUUAGAUGUGUUUUACUGGACCGAAUAACCUCUCAGCUUUGUAGAUUUGUGCACGUCUAACAGCCACAUUCUCCCUGGACAUGGGGGACAAGGCAGGUACCCGGGUAUUCAAGAAGUCCAGUCCAAAUUGCAAGAUUACAGUAUACCUGGGGAAAAGGGAUUUCGUGGAUCAUUUAGAUCAGGUGGACCCUGUAGAUGGGGUCAUCUUGGUGGACCCUGAAUAUCUUAAAGACAGAAAAGUGUACGUAACGCUAACCUGUGCCUUCCGUUAUGGCCGCGAGGACCUGGAUGUCCUUGGUCUUUCUUUCCGGAAAGACCUAUACAUAUCCACAUUUCAAGCCUUUCCACCCAUACCUGAGGAGCGCAAGCCAAAUACGCGCCUUCAGGAGAGACUUUUGAAAAAACUGGGUCAACAUGCUCAUCCUUUUCACUUCACUAUCCCUCAGAACCUGCCAUGUUCAGUUACCUUGCAGCCUGGUCCUGAGGACACUGGAAAGGCCUGUGGAGUUGAUUAUGAGAUCAGGGCUUUCUGUGCCAGGUCAGUGGAGGAAAAGAUUCAUAAACGAAAUUCCGUGCGAUUAGUGAUUCGUAAAGUGCAGUAUGCUCCUGAGAAACCUGGACCACAGCCGAUGGUUGAGACGACACGGAGCUUCCUAAUGUCCGACCGCUCUUUGCACCUGGAGGCCUCUUUAGAUAAAGAGCUGUAUUACCAUGGGGAGCCCAUCAACGUGAAUGUUCAUGUCACCAACAACUCAACCAAAACAGUCAAAAGAGUCAAAACAUCAGUGCGACAGUAUGCAGACAUCUGUCUGUUCAGUACAGCACAGUAUAAGUGUCCCGUGGCUCAGCUUGAGGCUGAUGACCAGGUGUCGUCCAGCUCCACCUUCUGUAAGGUGUACACGCUCACACCCACCCUGAACAGCAACAGGGAGAAGCGAGGACUUGCGUUGGAUGGCAAACUCAAACACGAAGACACCAACCUGGCCUCCAGCACCAUUGUGAAGGAUGGGUGUAAUAAGGAGGUUCUUGGUGUCCUGGUGUCCUAUCGAGUCAAAGUCAAACUGGUUGUCUCCCGUGGAGGGCUUUUAAGCAGCUUACUGGAGAGAGACGUCUCUGUUGAGCUGCCCUUUGUCUUAAUGCAUCCCAAACCUGCCGAUCUCUCCAGCUCUCGGCCAGCCUCAGUUAUUCCAGAGGCAGAUCCACCUAUUGACACCAACCUCAUAGAGUUUGAUACAAAUAGUUUUACCCAGGAUGAUGACCUGGUGUUUGAAGAUUUUGCCCGUCUGAGGUUAAAAGGAACCACUGACGAUAAGGAUGAAGACUACUAAGACUUCCCUUCUCCUUCUGUUCUCUUUCCACUGAAGCCAGAUGCCAUCUCAAAAGCCACAGACUGACACACCCAAACGAACAAUAUCUUAUAAUGAAACUCAUUCCUAAUUUUCAUGUCGUCUUUUUUGUGGAUCCGUUUUUUUUGCCAAAACCUUGGCCAUAUCAUUAAAGGACUUGGAGAUGCUCAACAUUUUUUAACGCUAAAGUGUUGAUAAAAACCCGAGGAAAGGUGCUACAGUUUAAAGAGCAUUGAACACAGAAGGAACAGCCACAGAAAUCAAAUCACUCCACUCAUAAGCAUAUUGUGAGCUUAUGCACCACCUGUGGCAACUUGUAGUUAUUAAAUGCAAGAAAUGGAUUUGGAAUGUGAAUCCAAAAUGAAAGAACCAAUGCCAUUUCAUUAUUCUGUGAUCUGAAGUUGAUUUUGCAAUGUCUUUUAGCCUAAUUUACAUAUAGUUGCUAGGAACAUUUAGUGAAUACUUCUUAAUAUUCACCUGUCAUAAUUGAAAUGUAACGAACAAGCGAUCAUAUUGGGGAUGCCAGUAACAAUGCUCUCAGACAAGCCUCAUCAUCCAGCAUAUUGUUUUUAAAAAGCCUACUUAAACAGGUAGGCAGUGAAGCAUGGUUUAUUACUAAAAUGAUUAUUGCUCGUGUUAUCCAUGGCAUACUAUAUUCAACUCUCAGGUGUACAGGCUCAUUUGUCCUUUAUUCAUUACAUUGCAAUGCAGUGCCCUCUGGGGGAAGAAGUGCUGCUUUUGGUGAAAAUGAAAAUCUUCUGCCAGAUGGAUAGAGAUUAAAUCAAGCCUCAGAAAUUCUCAUGUUAAUACAAGUUUAAUAAUCGUAAAAAGGACAUUGUCAUUUACCUUUUUGUCUUUUGAAUUUCGAAAUUUAUUUAACUUUUUUAAUAAAAAAUUGUAAAAAUUCCAA
This is a messenger RNA of Electrophorus electricus (electric eel), 2323 nucleotides long. It is a transcript of the gene arrb2a, whose product is annotated as arrestin, beta 2a. Gene Ontology annotation, cellular component: cytoplasm. Gene Ontology annotation, molecular function: angiotensin receptor binding. The record is from RefSeq and is a predicted model, not a curated record. NCBI's taxonomy places the organism in Eukaryota, Metazoa, Chordata, Actinopteri, Gymnotiformes, Gymnotidae. Gene Ontology annotation, biological process: signal transduction; G protein-coupled receptor internalization; positive regulation of ERK1 and ERK2 cascade.